This is a messenger RNA of Leptopilina boulardi, 2794 nucleotides long. RefSeq names its product 4-hydroxybutyrate coenzyme A transferase. Gene Ontology annotation, cellular component: mitochondrion. Gene Ontology annotation, biological process: acetate metabolic process. The record is from RefSeq and is a predicted model, not a curated record. The coding region runs from base 208 to 1650 and encodes 480 amino acids. The transcript is spliced from 7 exons. Gene Ontology annotation, molecular function: acetate CoA-transferase activity. NCBI's taxonomy places the organism in Eukaryota, Metazoa, Arthropoda, Insecta, Hymenoptera, Figitidae.
AACUCCCACAUAUUUUAGUUAGUUGCUGGUGGUUGCUGGUCGUCGCUUCGUGUUGUUUGUUGUCCCUUGUGUCAAAACUCUUGUCAUUUUUUUCCAUCGGUUUUAAUUAUAAUAAAUUUUUAUUUUUAUUUUUCAUUCAAACUUUGAACAGAACAAGUACAACGAGAGACGUGAAGCAAUUAAUCUAAGUGUGAGGUGGAAAUAAUAAUGGCAGCUUUAAAGCAAAUCACCAGCUUAACAAAAGCCUUUAAAGCCGUAGCGGCUUCACGAACAACUCAGGCACUCGUUUCCAAAAAUUAUUAUACUUACUCCAGAGAACCUGCAUAUCCAAUAACUGAUAAAGAACCAAGUUGGGUUAAAAGUGCCGAGGAAGCUCUUCAACAAGCUGGACUAGCAUCAGAACAAAAGAUUUACAUUCAAGGAGCCGCAGCAACUCCAUCCGAAUUAUGCCGAGGAAUGACAGAAGUUGGUAAAUCGUCUAAUGUGAAAAAUGUCAGACUUUAUCAUAUGCAUCUUGAAGGUGAAGCCCUUUUUGCAAUGCCCGAAAAUGCAAAACAUUUUAGAUCGAUAAGUUUAUUUAUUGGCGGUAAUGUGAGAAAGGCCGUAAAUGAAGGAAGAGCCGAUUGUAUUCCAAUUUUUUUACACGAAAUUCCAAGACUUUUUAACGAGGGAAUAGUGAAACCAGACAUGGCUCUUAUUCAUGUUUCUCCACCUGACGAACAGGGAUAUUGCUCCCUCGGAACUAGCGUUGAUAGUGUCCGCUCUGCCGUCGUUAAUGCCAAAGUUGUUGUAGCACAAGUUAAUAAACAUAUGCCAAGAACAUUUGGCGAUGCAGUGAUUCAUCAGAGUCAUAUCGAUGUUGCGAUAAAACAUGAUACACCACUUACACAGCAUAAAACUAGUGAACCAAGUAAAGAAGAGGUUCUAAUUGGAAAGCAUAUUGCGGAAAAUCUUGUUGUUAAUGGUGCCACAUUACAGUUGGGAAUUGGAAGUAUUCCCGAUGCUGUACUUAGUCAAUUAAAAAAUCACAAGGACUUGGGUAUUCAUAGUGAAAUGUUUGCUGAUGGCGUUGUUGAUCUUGUUAAUCGUGGUUGCAUCACGAAUAAUCAUAAAACCAUGCAUCAAGGACGCACCGUCGGUUCAUUUUGCGUUGGAACACAAAAAUUGUACGAUUACAUGCAUAAUAAUCCAACAAUUGAAAUGUUGCGAGUGGACUAUGUCAAUGAUCCAAGAAUAAUUUGUCAACAAUCGAAAAUGACGGCUAUUAAUUCCUGUAUAGAAGUCGAUAUUACAGGACAAAUUAGUUCCGAUAGUAUUGGAACAAGGAUGUAUUCAGGUUUUGGUGGACAAUUAGAUUUUAUUUUUGGCGCUGCCAUGGGUACAGAUGGAUGCGGAAAACCCAUCAUUGCACUACGUUCAACAACAAAUAAAGGCGCUAGCAAAAUUUCACCCGUUCUUCAAUUAGGCGCUGGCGUUGUUACGUCAAGAGCUCAUGUCCGAUAUGUGGUAACGGAACACGGUAUUGCUAGUCUUUUUGGAAAAACUUUACAACAGCGAGCUCACGCCCUUAUUCAAGUUGCUCAUCCAAAUCAUCGAGAAUCGCUCGAAAAAGCGGCUUUCGAACGACUGAAAAUGAUGCCAGAACCUUAAUUAAUUUAGCACUGCGAUAUAAUAUACUUGCCAAAAGAAAAUAAUAAAAAAAAAAAUUCACUCGCAUAGCAUUUAGCGCAUCAUUAUAAUUGUAAUUCGAUGUACAUACGCCUUAUUCAUUGUGCGUUUCUUCAACUAUAACUGAAAUGUUAAAUUUUUGACUAAUUUUGUUUUUUGUUUUUUUUAAAGACUUUCUUACGGAAACAAAUUUUAAAAAUAAUUAAUUUCAACUAAUUAAUAAAAAUUGAUUAAUAAAUAAUUAAAUUUAUCUAUAAUGAUUAAAUUAAUUAAUUGAAGUGGAAUUAAAUCAAAACAGCAUAAGAAAUCAAUCAAUCAAUGAAAAUCUAAUUUAAAAUUAUUAGAUUAAAUUCAUAGACAAAGUAAUAAAUAUUGUUAUUAUUAUUUAUUUUAUUAAAAAAUUAAUUUAUUUGGCAUUAAUGUGAAUGUAAAAUCUGCGAAGAAAACAUAUUUAAAGUCAUUCACCUGUGAUAAUAUCUCUGCCAAAAGUUAAUAAUUUUAAAUUGAAAUAAUUUUGUUUUUUCACAGAUUUUUUUUUUUUUUUACUAAAGAUUUUUGCCUGACUGAAAAACAAUUUACAACAAAACAUUAACUUCUUAGAAAAAAAGAUUGUACAAUUUUUUUUUAAAAUAAUUAUUAUAAUGAAUAUUUUUAUUUUUUUUAUUUACUUUUCUUUAUAGUUUUUAUUUUUUUCACUUGAAAAAAUCAAAUUUCACAAUCAUUUUUAAAAUGAAGAAGAAUUUGUUUUAAAAUUCUACACUUGACACUAUUGACUUUUAUAAAAAUGUCAAUUUUAAAUUUAUUUUUCAAAGAUAAAAUUUCAUAUAAAAAUCAAAAAAAAAAAAAAAAAUAAAAAGAAAAAAGAAAAAUACGCAAGAAAGUCUUUAAAGAUUUGGCAAAUUUUAUUUUCUUUUUUCCAGUGCUUUAAAUUAAUUUCCAAAUGUAUUAUAUUUUAUUACAAUAAUAAUAAUUCUAUUGUGGUAAUGUACAAAUUUUGUUUGAAAAACAAAAAAAAAAAAAAAAAAAAAAAAAAAAUGGCAAAGUCUUUAAAAGACCGAUGUACGACGAAAGACAAGACAAAUGAUAGCCAGAGAGAAUUCAGAGGAAAAAAAAGAAAGAAAAAUAA